Messenger RNA from Diversispora eburnea, 447 nucleotides. Lineage: Eukaryota; Fungi; Glomeromycota; Glomeromycetes; Diversisporales; Diversisporaceae. The record is from the annotation of a GenBank genome assembly.
AUGUCUAAAAAAGUUCCUUUACAAAAAGUUACACAAAUAAGAUGUUUGGUUUCUGCGGGAAAAGCAGCACCAACGCCACCAAUAGGUCCAGCCUUAGGUCAACGUGGAGUGAAAGCCAUAGAUUUUUGUAAACAAUUUAACGAACGUACUAAAAAUUUUGAGACAAAUAUACCAAUUCCAACACUUAUAACAAUUAACCCUGAUCGUACAUUUACUUUUAUCACAAAAUUACCGCCAGUACCUUGGUUUUUAAAACGAGUAGCAGGAGUUGAAAAGGGAGCACAUAAACCUGGACAGGAAACAGUAGGAAAGAUUAGUUUAAAGCAUGUUUAUGAAAUUGCUUUGAUUAAAAGUAAACAAGAAAAUAUGAUGGAUCUUGGAUUAGAGAAUGUUUGCAAAAGUAUUAUUGGUACUUCAAAGAGUGUCGGAAUUGAAAUUGUACCAUAA